GAUACGUUAACAUUAAUGCAGAAUAUCCAUUUACGGUUACAAUAACACAAACUGAACAAAAAAUUCCGGACUUAGAUAGUUUGUUAGAUGACAAAAAUAAACGACAACCAUCUCCUGGACCUAUGACACGAUUAAGAAAGAACUUGGGAGUAGGUGCUUCGACUUCAUCAACACCAACAUUACCUCCUCAACAUAAUUAUGGAUUAGAUAAGCAUACUCCAUCACAAUUGUUAAAUGAUAUGCUUUCUUCUCAAAGUUCAUUGUUAGGUUUUGGAACAGAUGAAGAAGGCAAUGUUAGUAACUUAAAUAAUCUGGAUUAUACGAAAAGAAGAGAAUUGAGUGAUGACGAGACAAGUGAUGACGGAGCUAAGGAAAUCUAUGAUAGUGAUGAGAUUAGUAGUAUUGGAUCGGGUGAUAAUAUGAUCAGUGAUGAAUCUUCAUAUCUAGGUAGUUCUUUUCAGUCCUCUGAUUCUGAAGAAAUGUCGCAGGAAAUAGACGAAGAUGAUAAAAAAUAUAAGAAAGCUUCUCGUGAUAGAGGAAGAAACAGAAAAUAUGAGCAAAGUAGGGAGGUGAUGAUGCAAGAUAAAGAGGUGAAAGAGGUGAAAGAAGUGAAAAAAAAGACAAAUGUUCGUAAAGGUAAAGAAAGAUUAAGAGACUCAAGUAAAAGAAAAUAAAGGAAAAACGGAUUAGUCAAUUACUUUAAUAUUGUUAUUUAUGAUUAAUAAAGUAAUAUAAACUUCAUGUUAUUGGCAUGCGCACUAAGUAAUAACUUAAUAGUAUUAAAAUUUAUAAACCAAAUGGAAAGAUAUUGAGCUUUGUGCAAAUUAAGUUAAUUAAUAUAUAUGGUCAAGUUAAGAGUAAUGGAGAAUUAACGAAUCAUAGAAAGAAUCAUAGAAGAAGAAAUUUCGGGAGUUAACUGAUGGCAUUCAGUUAAUCCGAAUUCUUUACUAUGUGUGUACAUAUGCUUGUAUUAAAUAACUUUUUACCGUACAGUAUACUUUAUUAUACAAAUCAUAAGAUCAUUAAUUAAUAUAUUAAUUAAUG
This is a messenger RNA of Rhizophagus irregularis DAOM 181602=DAOM 197198, 1044 nucleotides long. Lineage: Eukaryota; Fungi; Glomeromycota; Glomeromycetes; Glomerales; Glomeraceae. The record is from RefSeq and is a predicted model, not a curated record.